This is a messenger RNA of Pristis pectinata (smalltooth sawfish), 3854 nucleotides long. RefSeq names its product solute carrier family 44 member 5b (gene slc44a5b). The transcript is spliced from 23 exons. The coding region runs from base 393 to 2576 and encodes 727 amino acids. Gene Ontology annotation, cellular component: membrane. The record is from RefSeq and is a predicted model, not a curated record. Gene Ontology annotation, molecular function: transmembrane transporter activity. NCBI's taxonomy places the organism in Eukaryota, Metazoa, Chordata, Chondrichthyes, Rhinopristiformes, Pristidae. Gene Ontology annotation, biological process: transmembrane transport.
UUCCCGGCACUUGGAGCACGGCGUCCCCGGGCUGCGGGGAGGCCGGUGGGGGGAGCAGGGACCCCGGGCAGGGUGCAGCCUCCGGGUCGGGCAGCCUCUGCGGAGGCUGUGCUGUAACCCAGCGCACUGACGGCGCUCUGCAACCCCCCCGCCGCCGCUAAAUGCGUUCAGCAGCGAAAUGGUGGCUGCCGAGCUGAGGGCGAUGGCGUUCGCCUGCGCCUCGGCGGCCAGCCAGCGAGCCCCAUUGUGUGGCGUGCACUGAUGUCGGGAGCCUUUCAUCUGUCGCCCUCACACUCUGCCUGACGCUCCGGGCUCCGGGAAGAUGCACUGACGCUGGAGGCAGAGGCAGGGAGAGAGCGAGGGGCCGCCGUGUCCCUGCCCAGGCCGGCAGGAUGGGUCGGAGGGAGAUCGCCGCCGCUGCGUUCGGGGAGCCCCGGAAAUUUGAUCCGACAUUCAAGGGACCAAUUCAUAACAGGCAUUGCACAGACGUCCUCUGCUGUGUGUUAUUCAUCGUGGUAAUCCUUGGUUACAUAGCGCUGGGAGUGAUUGCUUGGGUCCACGGAGAUCCGAAGAAAGUGGUGUAUCCCACCGACAGCAGAGGCCAGUUCUGUGGGCAGAAGGGAAGCGUCAACGAGAACAAGACAAUUCUGUUCUACUUCAACAUCCUGAAAUGUGCGAGUCCUGUUGUACUCACCAGCCUCCAGUGCCCGACCAAGCAGCUCUGCGUUGAGAAAUGCCCAAAUCGCUUUGCCACCUACAUCGACAUGAAGUCAUUCUUUGGAGUGAACGGAACCUACUGGGAAUAUUACCGCCAGUUCUGCCAACCUGGCUUCAAUAACCCGAGAAAGUCUGCUGUCCAGGUGAUGCGAGAUGAAGAUUGUCCGUCUAUGAUCAUUCCCAGCCGACCGUUUCUCCGUCGAUGUUUCCCUGACUUCACCACCAAGAACGGGAUCCUGACAGUGGCCAACAAAACCACCUUCCGAGACGGCCACGGGAAGACACGGAAUGUGACAGAUCUCAGGGAUGCAGCCAACAAAGUGAAUCUGAUCCGGCACGGAUCCAAGAGGGGAAUAAAUUACGUCCUUGAUGCUCGGGAAGUUGGGAUGAAGAUAUUUGAAGACUACACCAACUCUUGGUACUGGAUUCUAAUCGGCCUGGUCAUCACCAUGGUGGUGAGCUUGUUGUUCAUCCUCCUGCUGCGGUUCACUGCCGGCAUCCUCUUCUGGUUUGUCAUCUUCGCCGUGAUCGGGGUCAUUGGCUAUGGGAUUUGGCAUUGCUACUGGGAGUACAGCAGCCUGAAGGGCAAGCCCGGCAGUGACAUCCCCAUCUACGACAUCGGCUUCCAGACCGACCUCAGGGUGUACCUUCAGCUCCGACAGACCUGGCUCGCGUUCAUGAUCUUGCUGUGUAUCCUGGAGCUCAUCAUCAUUCUGAUGCUGAUUUUCCUACGGAAAAGAAUUUGUAUCGCAAUCGCACUCCUCAGGGAAGGGAGCAAAGCCAUUGGAUAUAUCAUGUCCACCCUCUUCUACCCCAUCAUCACCUUCCUGCUCCUAGCCAUCUGUAUUUGCUAUUGGGCUGUCACAGCCAUAUUCCUGUCGACCUCUGGUGAGGCCGUGUACAAGGUGCUGGCCACUCAGGGCCAGUGUAAAUAUGCAAAUACAACGUGUAAUCCUGAGAUAUUCAACACCAGCAACAUCACCAAGCUGUGCCCGGGAGCACAAUGUGCCUUUGCUUUCUAUGGCGGAGAGACCGUUUACCACAAGUACAUCUUCAUCCUUCAGCUCUGCAACCUCUUUGUCUUCCUGUGGCUGGUGAACUUUGCCAUCGCGCUGGGCCAGUGCACCUUGGCUGGUGCCUUUGCUUCCUACUACUGGGCCUUCAAGAAGCCAUCAGACAUGCCAUCAUUUCCUCUGCUGGCCUCCUUUGGGCGCGCCUUGCGGUACCACACCGGGUCGCUGGCAUUCGGCUCCCUCAUCCUCGCCCUUGUCCAGUUAGUCAGAAUUAUCCUGGAAUAUCUAGACAACAAGCUGAAGGGGGCACAGAACAAGUUUGCCAAGUUCCUGCUGUGUUGUCUCAAAUGUUGCUUUUGGUGUUUGGAAAAAUUCAUCAAGUUUCUGAACAGAAAUGCCUACAUAAUGAUCGCCAUAUAUGGUAAAAACUUCUGCACCUCAGCAAAGGAAGCUUUCUUUCUGCUGAUGAGGAAUGUGGUGAGAGUGGCGGUGCUGGAUAAAGUGACAGAUUUCCUGCUGUUUCUGGGCAAACUCCUGAUAGUUGGUGGUGUGGGAGUUCUUGCCUUUUUCUUCUUCACACGGAGGAUAACUAUCAUCGCUGAGGAAGCUCCAUCGUUGAACUAUUACUGGGUCCCUCUGGCGACGGUGAUAUUCGGCUCCUACCUGAUAGCACACGGCUUCUUCAGCGUCUAUGCAAUGUGUGUGGACACCCUGUUCCUCUGCUUCUUGGAAGAUCUAGAGAGGAACGAUGGGUCGGAGGAGAGGCCGUACUUCAUGAGUAAAACGCUGAUGAAGAUUCUGAACAAGAGGAACCGUGAGGGUGAAGAGAUGAAGCAGAGCCGCUAACCUGGAGCUUCUCUGCAUUCACAUAGCGCCGACAAUAUCAGGAAAUGGUCCCAAGGAGUUUCACUGGAAUGUUCUCUAACCCUUGAUGUGUCCAAGUUACAUAUAACCAAAUUUCUGUGUUUUGGGAAGGUUGCAGGGAAGCCUCACUGGCGAGGGUUGGUUCCCAUGGUGACGGUGUGUGGGAGCCGGGGCCUGGAGUUCUUGGAGGAUGUGCCCCAUGUGGGCACCAGGCGGGUGCCACACUGCCCGCAGUGCUGUCUGUGGUCGGCAAAGCUCCCAAGCUCUGACCGCUUUCAUCUGCUGCCGCUGUGAGAACAUUGGAGAGGGUUUUUCGGGGAGUGACUGCUUGGGUAGCAGAUUAACGUGGACUGUGGCUCCACUCUACCCCCUCCCGAUUGGGUGGGGGGCCGAUUCAGCCCCUGGGGGAGGGAAUUCCAGGUGCCUCUCCCUCUGAGGGGAUAUUUCUUUACUAUAUUUCUUACUCAUUGGAAGACCAUUCUGCCCACAGAAAAUUCCUGUUACCAUUAACCACCACUCACCACUUACACCAACCCUACACCGAUCCCGUUUCAUUCUCCCCACAUUCCCACCAACUCCCCCCAGACUCUACCCCUCACCCACACACUGGGGGCAAUUUACAGUGGCCAAUUAACCCACCGACCCGCACGUCAUCGGGAUGUGGGAGGAAACCGGAGCACCCGGGGGAAACCCACACGGUCACAGGGAGAACGUGCAAACUUCACACGGCACCGGGGGUCGGGAUCGAACCUGGGUCUCUGGAGCUGUGAGGCAGUUUGCUGUUCUAGCCAGAGCAUCGUUCUGUGAACGGGGAGGGGGUUCCUCUGGGAGCAGUCUCCUGAUCGGGGCGGGUACUAAAUUUGCGGGUGCGGACCACACACCAUUAGAGGGACCAGUCCAGUUCUUGCCCCCUUCACUGGGCCGUGAUCAGGGGCAGAUUCUAAGCAGAGGGUGCCGUGACCUGGCACAUCUCUGACUGUUUUAUAUGGAUUAUUAACAGGGCCAUUCUAAUUGUACUGUUACUACACUGCAAACUGAUUAUCUGCAUGACGAUUUGAAGCUUUAUAUUCUAAUCCAUGUUUUCUGCUGUGCAGAAACCGGAGCGAUUUUGCUGUAAAAACCUUUGCGUGAUUAACUGGCAAUGUUUGGUAUUCGAUGCCUUGUAUUGUCUGUUACUAUCAGUCCUCUCACUUGGCCCAAUUUUAUUCAACAGCAGUUCAUUGAAAUAUUUGCAUUUAAUAAAAGUUUUUAAGUAACUUG